Messenger RNA from Saprolegnia diclina VS20, 872 nucleotides. RefSeq lists its product as hypothetical. Bases 65 to 772 code for a protein of 235 amino acids. Gene Ontology annotation, biological process: regulation of transcription by RNA polymerase II. Gene Ontology annotation, molecular function: RNA polymerase II cis-regulatory region sequence-specific DNA binding; DNA-binding transcription factor activity, RNA polymerase II-specific. The transcript has a single exon. NCBI's taxonomy places the organism in Eukaryota, Oomycota, Saprolegniomycetes, Saprolegniales, Saprolegniaceae. The record is from RefSeq and is a predicted model, not a curated record. Gene Ontology annotation, cellular component: transcription regulator complex; PcG protein complex.
CUCCAACUUCGGUACUGCGUUGGAAUUCACAGUUCACUUUUCCUUUUGACCGCUGAGACUCACCAUGUCGCUCUCACCGCCGUCGUCGCCCGAAGACCGCCGCUUCGUCUGCCUGAUCGACGGCUGCAACAAGCGCUUCAAGCGCAAGUUUACGCUCCAGGAGCACGAGAAGACGCACAGCGGUGUUCGCCCGUACGUCUGCGCUAUUGACGGCUGCGGCCGCCACUUUAGCACCUCCGGAAACCUCACGCGCCACACGUUGACGCACAACGCCGAGAAGCCGUUCGGCUGCGGCUGGGAAGAGUGCGCCAAGCGAUUUUGCACGCGCGAGAAGCUCGUGCGCCACCUCAAGACGCACGUCGGACUCCGGCCGUUCGAGUGCAGCGUCUGCAACAAGGCGUUCACGACGUCCGGCACCCUCGCCCGCCACUCGAAAUCGCACCCGGAACUGGGCUCUGGCGACUGCCACCACGAGGCACUGCUGUGGGAGUUGCCCGCGCUCCUCGUGCCGACCAAGAAGCGCCGCGUCGCUGAGGAGCUGGCCGUGCCCCUUGCGGCUAAGCCGCCGCUUCCGCACUCGACGGCCGAGAUUGCCAUGGCGCUCUCCGAGUCUGAGCUGUACGAGUGGCCGAUGCCGACGACCUUUGAGCCCGUAAACGCGAUGCCGGUGCCGGCCAUGGUGUGGCCGCAGUACGCUGCCCACGCACUGAGUUUUUACACCGAGUCGCUCCCGACCCCUUACUACGCGCAAGAUUAUCUCUACGGCAUUUAGCAGGCACAUGAACUAUGGACCACCGAGAUAGAGUUAUUAGCAGCAUCGUUUGAUGCGAUUAAUUAUUAACAUGUAGCAGUAUAGUCGUGCCAACCCCAGA